Molecule: messenger RNA, 3334 nt
Organism: Zootermopsis nevadensis
Lineage: Eukaryota; Metazoa; Arthropoda; Insecta; Blattodea; Termopsidae
Gene: Hmgcl
Product: hydroxymethylglutaryl-CoA lyase
Biological process (GO): L-leucine catabolic process; ketone body biosynthetic process
Molecular function (GO): hydroxymethylglutaryl-CoA lyase activity
Source: RefSeq, a predicted model, not a curated record
AGGGAGACUAAUAGAGAUUAAUUUAUUAUGCUAUAAUUUCAAUGUUUGUUCUUUGAAUAUAUAAAUUAAGUUAAUUGAUAUACAUUUUGAAGCAUUGACGUUAGUACAGUUGACGGUAUUUGAACUAUUUCAACGAACAAGAACAUAAAAGCGUGUCAGAAGUGUUCAGUAUCUAACAGAAAUAUGAAAUAAGAUGUGGGAUUUAAUGAAGUCAUUUACACAGCAGUGUCGGAAGAGAUACAAAUACGCAUGUGCGGAAAUAGAGACAGUUGUAAAUUCAAGAACUUUGUACCCUCAGAAAGUUCGAAUUGUGGAGGUUGGUCCACGUGAUGGACUACAGAAUGAACCGAGCAUUGUACCUACAGAUGUUAAAGUAGAGCUCAUUGACAAACUUUCCAGAUCAGGACUGAAGUCAAUUGAAGUUACAAGUUUUGUUUCACCAAAAUGGGUACCCCAGCUGUCUGAUCAUGCAGAAGUAUUGCAACGUAUUACAAAGUAUCCAGAAGUGAAUUAUUCGGUUCUUGUACCAAAUAUGAAAGGCCUUGCAGGAGCAGUAGAAGCAGGUGCAAAAGAAAUUGCCAUCUUUGGAGCUGUGUCUGAAACAUUCACCAUGAAGAAUAUCAAUUGCACAGUGGCUCAGAGUAAUGAGAUUUUCAAUAAAGUGGCAAAAGCAGCUCUGGACAAGGGAUUGCGGGUUCGAGGUUAUGUUUCUUGCGUAUGUGGUUGCCCAUAUGAAGGAGCAAUUCACCCAACAGCUGUUGCGAAGGCAGCAAAUGCUCUAUACAGCAUGGGAUGCUAUGAAAUCUCUCUUGGGGACACUAUCGGUGUCGGUACACCAGGUUCGAUGAGAGCCGUGUUAGAAGAAGUUAUCAAAUAUAUACCAGUAGAUAAACUAGGUGUCCAUUGCCAUGACACGUAUGGUCAAGCACUCGCCAAUAUCCUUACAGCACUUGAGUUCGGCGUUUCUGUCGUCGAUUCCUCUGUAGCUGGUCUUGGCGGCUGUCCGUAUGCCAAGGGAGCUUCUGGUAACGUAGCUACUGAGGAUGUAGUGUAUAUGUUAAAUGGAAUGAGUAUUGAGACUGGAGUGGACUUGGGAAAGGUAAUAGAAGCUGGUGAAUAUAUAUGCGGUGUCCUAAAUAGGCAGUCUGCUUCAAAAGUUGGUCGUGCACUGAGUAAACUGUGAUGACAUUAUGGCUGUGGAUAUCGUGAGCCAGUUAUGCUAAUUACAAAGUCGCAACAUGUUCUUAAAGAGGUGAUAUUGUAUAAAAGUGAGAAUGCACAGAUUUGUGACCAAGCAUAUUAAAUACAUAAUCUGCAUGUGCGUAAAUAUUUUUACAUUCCAGGAUUUAUUACCACUUUUAUAUUUUUGUUUUGUAUGAGUUGCUUUUAUAAAUACUCUAUUUAAGGUAUAUUAUUUAGUGUGAAAGUGUUAACACUUUUAAUUUAUAACAAUACUUUUUACAUACACAUUUUGUUGAGUCUCACGUCUAUUAUGGUCAUGUGUGGUAAUAUAAAUAAAACAUUACUUGAUUUUAUUAAAAGUAGUAGAAUGGAUAUAUGGUUAUAUACUUUUAAAUAAAAUUGUUUUAUAGCAUGUGUGCAUUCUGUAUGUUAGUAAUUGUUAAUAUUCAGUCAAAUAAAUUACAGUUUUCUGUUUUAUCUUUUUGGGUCUUUACAUAUUGUAGCUUUUGUUUGGUUUUCAUCAUUUGUGAAUUAUGUUUGUGUUUCAUUUGCGUGGUGUAUUCUGCUACAAUGUGUAUAAUCAUUAAUUAGUUUUAUCAUCAGGUACCUACUACUUUAUUAAAUUUAUUACUAUUUGAUUUUGUUAAAAAGAAUUUUCAUUAUGAAGAUUUCUGCCUUCUGGGUUGUUGCGCUGUGUAGUCUAGUCGAUGUUUACCAACGUUUCAGAGGUCAUACUGCCUCCGUCAUCAGGGUGAUGAAUCAUGAACCAGACUACACAGCGCAACAACCCAGAAGACAGAAACUUUCAUACUCACCGCCGUGAAAACCUCAAAUCUUACAAUUUUCAAUACAUUUGACUCUCCACUAGAUAGAAUGGGGAAGUGGGCAUAGCCUUCUUGAUGUGUCAUUCUUUCUUUUUAUAUAUGCAUGCAGCGUAGUGUCAUAAGAUUUCCCGCAGUGUGUGGCACUGUCCUAGGUUUAUACUGAAAGUCCUGGAAUUAUUGUUGGAGGUACUAUUAGCCUUUGGCAGUGAAAGUUUGUUAUGAAUUGUACAUAAAUACAAACUACCUUGUAAACAUUCAGAAUAAGGAUAAUGGGCUAAAUAUUAGAAUCACAAUGUAUAAUUUCUUUUAGAUUAAAGCUGCAUGAUUAUAAUAAAGAAGACAGGAAAAAUAUAGUAAGAUUUAAGGUUUUCAUAGUAACGAGUAUAAAGAUGGCUGUCUUCUGGGUUGUUGUGCCGUGUGGUCUGGCAGAAGUUCACUGAUGUUUCAGAGGUGCUUGCUGUCUCCAUCAUCAGGACUACUUAUUGCCCUGUUGAUGGAGACAGCAGGCACCUUUGAAAUGUUGUUAAAUUGACAGACUACACAACACAACAACCCAGAAGAGAGCCAUCUUCUAGAAAGAUUAUCUGUGAUGGUGCUUAAUCUGCGUUCCUGUAUGGUCUGUAAAUUUCAUGAUGUUAUGUGAGUGUUCAAAAUAAGAAAUGGUAGAGUGAUUAUUAAUAGUGAAUUUUGUUUUAUUGUUACAUAAUUUUUUAUAUCUUUUGCACAUAAUUCGUGGGGUAAUGGAGUAUAAGACUUAACCUAAGGUAUAUCUGGAUCAUUAAACAAAUGUUUGUUGGUUAUGACAGCAAAUGUGUGACAGAUGUAGUUUGAUGAUCCAGUAGUGCACGUAAUACGGAACAGUAGUGUAGGAAUUCUGAGGCGAUCACCCCUGAACCAACAUAUUUAUCUGGUAUUAGAACCCAUUGGCACAAUACAGCUAAUAUGAAAGCUCAGCAUUGGAUACUUCUUACGCCAGUUCCUUCUUCAUCUCGUCCUCACAUGAUAUUUCAUACCCCAGGGUCCUUAUACGACUAUUGUACUGGCAUUGUCCAUUCUGUGAGAUGUACUUGUUAAUACAUCAUGUUUCAGGUGUUGGCUCUGUUCCUGUCUUCAGGUGGUUAUCAUACUGACAGAUUUUCUAUCAAUUUUUUUACUCUUGGUGAUGGUAUUUAGGAUUAUUAGGAUUAUACCUGGGCCUGUCAAUUUUAUCUUCUUUUCUUGUUUUGUUUUCAUUGAGAUUAAAAAUUAUCAGUUUACUGCAUGUUAUAUUGUACUUGUUUACAAAGGCUGUAUCCACAAAUAUUUUAUAAAUUUCUAAUUUCUGCAAA